Messenger RNA from Pyricularia grisea, 2034 nucleotides. RefSeq lists its product as uncharacterized. NCBI's taxonomy places the organism in Eukaryota, Fungi, Ascomycota, Sordariomycetes, Magnaporthales, Pyriculariaceae. The record is from RefSeq and is a predicted model, not a curated record. The transcript has 4 exons. Gene Ontology annotation, biological process: protein modification process. The coding region runs from base 1 to 2034 and encodes 677 amino acids. Gene Ontology annotation, cellular component: cytoplasm. Gene Ontology annotation, molecular function: biotin--[biotin carboxyl-carrier protein] ligase activity.
AUGGCUCCAAUCCGAUUGAACGUAUUGGUUUAUACGGGUAGCGGCACCACUACUGAAUCUGUUAAGCAUGCCGUCUACACCCUACGCCGACUCCUGGCACCCAACUAUGCAGUGUCCACCAUAGAUGAGAAUGCCCUUCUCAAGGAGCCCUGGGGACCAACAUGUGCCAUGGUAGUGUUUCCUGGGGGUGCUGAUCUCAAGUAUUGCCAAGUCCUGAACGGUUCCGGCAAUGAUUCAAUCUCAACCUUUGUCCGCAGGGGAGGCCGUUACCUGGGUUUCUGUGCUGGCGGCUACUAUGGGUCUGGUCGCUGUGAGUUCGAGGUCGGAAGCAAAGAGGGCAUGGAGGUCAUUGGCUCCCGUGAGCUAGCCUUUUUCCCUGGGACCUGCCGUGGCAGUGCAUUCAAGGGUUUCAAGUAUCAUAGCGAGGCUGGUGCCAGGGCUGUCAAGCUGAGAAUAAACCGCAGCGAAUUUGCGGACCAGGCGACAGCCGGACUGCCGGACACCUUCCGCAGCUAUUAUAAUGGCGGUGGUGUGUUUGUGGACGCCGAAGCGAUGAAAUCGCAAAACAUCCAUGUUCUUGCAGAAUACGCCGAGGAUUUGGAUGUAGAUGGCGGUAGUGGAAAAGCCGCUAUUAUCCAUGUUCAAGUCAAGGAUGGGCAUGUCAUUCUGACUGGUCCACAUCCUGAGUUCGACCAGGCCCAACUAAAUGCUCCAAGACCAGAAGUCAAGGGCUAUGACAAGCUCAUUCUGGAUCUUGAGGCAGAUGAGCAAGCGCGCAUUGCAUUCCUCAGGGCUGCUCUGAUGAAAACAGGGCUCGAGGUGGUUCAAGACCCGGUGGGCACUGUCCCCUCUUUGUCAAGCCUACAUCUUUCCUCUGCCAACCACCAAGAAGUUGGUGACGUGCUAUACUCUUUAGGGAAUGUCCUUACUGAGCAAUCCGACGGAACAGAACUCAUCAAGGCGGAGAUCAAUUCGUUCCGCGUUGUGAACCCAUCUUCUACGAAAACGUGGGACAUGUCAAGCCUGAGCAACGCCGUGAACGAUAGCGAUCCCAAGCCAGACAAACGCGAGACUGAUAUCAACGAUCAACUGAUAGUGUUUGCCCAUGAAGAUUCUUGGCCUCAACACAAGGAAACACCACACUUUGACCAUGAGUUGUAUUACAGCAGUCUCAGCCGCUAUAGGAGAAAGGAGCGAGAUUCUCGUGACUGGGGAACCACUCUCAUGUACGGAGAAGUCGUGACCAGUACAAACACUAUGCUGGAGAAGAACCCAACCAUUCUCGGAAGUAUUCCCACUGGGUUCACCUUCACUGCGACAACACAGGUUUCCAGUAGAGGUCGAGGCAGCAAUGUUUGGAUAGCGCCACCGGGAUCGCUAAUGUUUUCCGUCCUAAUCAACCACCCUGGGCAUUUGAUGACAACCCGUCCAAUUGUGUUCAUACAGUACCUUGCAGCUGUUGCUAUUGUUGAAGCAAUUCAAGGCUACGACAAGGGAUACGAAAAGAUGCAAGUCAGGCUGAAGUGGCCUAAUGAUAUCUACUGCCGCGACCCAACCAAGCCCGAAGGCCCACCUCACUACGUCAAGAUAGGGGGUAUACUCGCCAAUUGUUCCUACAGUUCAGGUAACUAUCAAAUUGUGCUUGGGGUUGGCAUCAACACGAACAACUCCCGACCGACGACAUCGUUGCGCGCGCUCGCCGAGGCUGCAGGCUUGCCACCUCUGAAGCUGGAGCAACUCCUCGCCCGGAUCCUGACGCGCAUGGAGGCCAGAUACAACGGUUUUACUAUGAAGGGGUUCUCUGGUGAACUCGAGGGCGCAUACUACCGCCACUGGCUGCAUUCUGACCAGGUGGUCACACUCGAGAUGGAGGGCGGUGUGAGGGCCAAGAUCAGAGGGAUCACCAAGGACUGGGGGAUGCUGGUGGCCGAGGAGCUGGGGCUGGGAGACAGGACUACGGGUAGGACCUUUGCCUUGCAGAGUGACGAAAACAGCUUCGAUUAUUGGAGGGGGCUUGUGAAGCGGAAGAUCUGA